GCAUCAUCCUCAACGACGGCUCCAAAGCCUGUACCAAGACCCACGCUAAAUAACUCUUCGUCUACACUCGCCUUCUCAUACACGCAUGUCGCUGCACCGAGCUCAUACCCGCCAAAAGAGAAGUUGGAGCCGCCCAGCAAGAACGGAUGGACGAUCGUCAGAAAGUCUACCGAGCGCGAUAGCCUCGAAGGGCGUGAAUCCAAUUUUGUCGCGAAGAGUGCAGGCUACGAAGAGCUGGAUGCGGACAUGGUCAUUGGAGAAAUGGACUCGGAGGCUGACGAGCGAGCUGGUGCGCUCGGCGGGAAGCCGCGAUAUGACCAGGGCGUGGUGAGGGACGAUGCGCAAGAGAUAGUCGAUGAUCCUCUUCGCCUGAUCGACCCCAAGCCUGGGAGGUCGUCCAGUACGUCCCGGGUCGACUCGCAGCCAGGGGACUCAGAGAAGCUCAUGCGUGAACAUUCCAUCCGCACAAACAGACGGAGGAAGUUCGUGGAGUGCAUCACCCGCGAGGACGUAGAUAUCGCCCAACUGCGAAAGCUGGCUUGGAACGGAGUCCCAGACGAGCUGCGCCCGCUCGUUUGGCCGUUGCUUCUGGGCUAUCUCCCUCUUCCAAAACCUACCAGGGCAUCCACACUCGCCAGGAAGCGUCGUGAAUAUUCCUCCUUGGUGGAAACUACCUUCAUGCGAGGCCGGGAUGGUCUUGACCAGCAGAUUUGGCAUCAGAUCGAGAUCGACGUCCCUCGGACAAGACCUGGCGUGCGACUAUGGAUGCAAGAAUCCACUCAGCGGAGUCUUGAGCGAAUACUUUACGUCUGGGCCAUACGGCAUCCAGCCAGUGGCUACGUGCAAGGCAUCAAUGACCUCGCAACGCCUUUCUUCCAAGUUUUUCUCUCCGCAUACAUUGACUCCGACCCAGAGGAAUUCGACACUGCGCUCCUCUCCGACAGCGUGCGAAUGGCCGUGGAGGCAGACACCUUUUGGUGCUUGUCACGGCUUCUAGAUGGUAUCCAGGACAACUACAUAGCCGGUCAACCCGGCAUCCAGAGGAGCGUGAAACGCAUGGCGGAGCUCGUCGCUCGAAUAGAUGCUCCACUGGCAGCGCAUCUAGAUGCGGAGAACGUCGAGUUCAUGCAGUUCGCGUUCCGGUGGAUGAACUGCCUGCUGAUGCGGGAAAUCAGUGUGCAGAAUACCAUUCGAAUGUGGGAUACCUAUCUGGCGGAGGGCACGGAUGCUUUCUCUCAAUUCCACCUAUACGUCUGCUCGGCUUUCCUCGUGCGCUGGAGCAAGAAGCUGCAAGAGAUGGACUUCCAGGGUAUCAUCAUGUUCCUACAGUCCCUACCCACGCAGGGUUGGACUGACCACGAAAUCGAGAUGCUCCUGAGCGAAGCGUUCGUGCACUAUUCAACAUGGCACAAUGCGCAGAGCCACUUUGGAGGCAAAUGAUACCUUUGCGGUUCCAUGCACCGCCUGGGCGGCGUCCCGGCCCUACGCAGCGGUGGGCGUCUACGGCUUCAGUCUGGGGGCCCAGUGUUUGGGGAUGUCAACGUGUCCUCUCGACACUACUGUGCAUCGUUUCUGUCAGAAGUGACUGACGUGGAAGAUUGGCGGCAGGACAUAAGCACAAUGAGUCAGCCAUAUUUAUGCAUGUACAACAAAAACGUUAUCAGGAGAGCAGCAGCGCGUGCACAUGGGACAUAUCAUACCACACCGUAUAGUGAAUGAGCAUGGAGUUGUGCAGAGUGCCGUGGUAUGUACGCAAGUUCGAUACAUGCGUGCCAGAUGCAAACCUUCACAAAUGCAAUGUCACGAUAUGUAAGAAUCAUAGGUCCUUGCUCUUCACGAACUCGAUCUCGCGGUCGAGUGCGGCCUUGAGCUCCUUGGCCUGGUCGGCGGUCUUGCAACGUAUGCGAUAUGGCGUCGAUACGCCCUCAUUAUGGCCCAUAAAGGACACGACUUUGUCUGAGACGGAGGGAUUCAUAGCACUGUGCAUCAUGAAGUUGAUAGUUAUCUUGCCCGUACUGCUAUUUCUCAACAGCACUCGCCUCGCGCUCGUUUCCUUGUGCUUCUUGAGCCGCAACAUCCCAACACCGAGGUCACCCCACUGUGCCUUGCCGUCCUUGUCCUUCGUCAUCUUGAACACCUUGCUCCGAAUCGCAUGUGUCGUCACCUCGUCCUCCUCGCCCUCGCCCUCCAGAUCGUGCACAGACGACGACGCGAGCAGCGGCGGGGGCUGCGCACCGUCCUCCGCGGGCGCGGGCGUGCCGUCUGCAGACUCUUCUUCGCCCUCUUUCUUUUCUCCUCCUUCUCCAUCUCCUAAGGCAGGAGCUGAAGCAGAGCCGAACGUCGAGGAGCCAAACGCUGACGUCGACUUGGGUGCCCCAAACGAGAACGGCAAUGCCUUGACGGGUCCGCUGCCGCUGUCCGCGUCCAGCGUCUUAGGUGGGCUCCCGAACCCAAACCCGACGGGGUUCCCGAUGCUGCCCGCCUUGGCGGCGGUGCCGCCGAAACCCCCAAAGAGCGAGGGCUUGCCAGGGGACGCAGACCCAAAUGAGAAGGAUGUUGCGGACGCGGAGCGGUCCUUGUCUUUCUCGGGGGUCGUCGCGCCUGUGCCCGUGCUUGAGCUCGAGGCGCCGAAGGGAGUGGACGUGCCGGAGCCGAAGGUGAACGGCUUUUGAGUGGCUUUGUCUUUCUCUUUGUCGUCGGGUUCAGGUGCGGCGUCUUUCUUGCCAAAGACGGAGCUGCUUCCUGUGCCAAAGAUGGACGAGGAAGACGAGGAGGACCCGAAGAGGGACGUGGACGAGGACGUGGACGAGGACGAGCCAAAGAGGGAGGUCGAGGAUGUUGACGUCGGGGGCUUGCUGCCGAAAAUUGAGGUGGUGCUCGAGGACGCGGCGGGUGCCCCGAACGUGAAGGCAGAGGUGGGGGUCGUUGUAGACCCCGCGGCAAAACCGGUGGUGGAAGGGGUGGAUGUAGACCCGAAGGAGAACGCAGACUUGGGUGCUUCGGAGGUAGCGGACGGUUCUGCUGCCGGCUUGGACGAACCAAAGGAGAACGGACUGCCUAAUGAUGAACCGGUACUAUCACUGCUGUCGAACUUAGGGACGAACCCGCCGCCGGACGAUGACGAUGUGGACGUGGACAUUGGCUUGAAGCCCGCGAAACUCGCUGGGGGAGCAGGCAUAGAGGAUGAAGGCGCAGGUUUUGGCGGCUGAGCUGGGUCCGUCUCCGAGGAAGCCAUCUUGGGUGCGCUCUUGGCCUUGUCGUCAUAGUCAGACUUGACGGACACUCGCAAGGCCUUGUACCGUUCAAGCAACUCCGCAACGUCCACGAAUGGGUCCGACUCGAUGGCUUUGGAGACGGCCGACAGGAAGGAGACGUUGAGACCACGCAGCGCUUUGUAGUAGUUGAUCUCGUUCUGAACAUCGUCAGCCGACUCGGCAGCAGCAGGCGGCUCUGCAGAUGGGGAGGAAGACCCCACAAUGGACGCAAACGCCUUUGUGGCAGGAGACGCCAAAGACGAUACAGACGGUCCGCCAGAGAGAGAAGAUGGCUGAGGGGAGGUCGCACUUGAGAAGGCGAAGGAUGAUGUAGCAGGGACAGCCGGGGUGGGUUUCGGAGCGGCGGGGGGUGCAGAGGGCGCGGAAGAGAAGGAGAAGGGUGUGGACGAGGCGGAUGACGCGCCAAAUCCGGAGAAGCCAGAGAAUUUACUACUUACUGCAGGCUCGGCGGUGGUUGCAGCGGGAGCAGGCGCACUUGAAGCGUUCGCUAGGCCAGAUCGUCGCGGAAGAGCUUUCAUCGGUCUCUUGGCGAGGACAGACUCGUCGGCCUUCUUGAACCCAGACUCCGGCACUUCCUGGACCUCCGAAUCGUCGUCGGCCUCCUCGUCAUCGUCUUUUAUCAACUGCUUCUCCGCAGCUCUCUU
Messenger RNA from Dichomitus squalens LYAD-421 SS1, 3919 nucleotides. Its product is annotated as RabGAP/TBC. Lineage: Eukaryota; Fungi; Basidiomycota; Agaricomycetes; Polyporales; Polyporaceae. The record is from RefSeq and is a predicted model, not a curated record. Gene Ontology annotation, biological process: activation of GTPase activity. Bases 247 to 1440 code for a protein of 397 amino acids. The transcript is spliced from 12 exons. Gene Ontology annotation, molecular function: GTPase activator activity. Gene Ontology annotation, cellular component: Golgi apparatus.